Hydra vulgaris (swiftwater hydra) is the source of this 4773-nucleotide messenger RNA. Its product is annotated as bifunctional glutamate/proline--tRNA ligase. Gene Ontology annotation, biological process: translation; glutamyl-tRNA aminoacylation; prolyl-tRNA aminoacylation. Gene Ontology annotation, cellular component: aminoacyl-tRNA synthetase multienzyme complex; cytoplasm. Gene Ontology annotation, molecular function: proline-tRNA ligase activity; glutamate-tRNA ligase activity; ATP binding. The record is from RefSeq and is a predicted model, not a curated record. Lineage: Eukaryota; Metazoa; Cnidaria; Hydrozoa; Anthoathecata; Hydridae.
GGAGACAAAAGUGUCUCAGUUAAUCACACUUUUCAUGAACUUAACUUCUCCAGGAGUUUACCGUGUAUUUUCUCAAAAUAUAAAAAGAUUUCUUCCUGUGUUUUCAACUUCUUCUAGGAAACUUCUUUUGAAUAGAUAUUACUUAUUUAUGAGAGAAAUGAGCAUCACUGUUAACGUGGAUGUUAAAAACUACCCAACUGUUUCGCUGCUUACUGUUGCACACCUUCAAGAAAAUGGUAUUAAAGUAACGCUUGUAGAGGGAAACAGUACGUUUGUAAAACUGAGCAAUUCAAGUAUUGAAGGGGAUACAUCAGUUGCAAAAUAUUUAGCUCGCUUAUAUCCUAAUGAGAAUUUGUAUGGAUCAUCUGUUCUGGAAAAAUCUCAGGUUGAUAGCUGGAUUGAUUUUAGUCAUCUUUACCUAAGAAGUCCAGAAGGUAUUAAUGAUCCUCUCAAUGAGCUAAACAAAUGUUUAGAACCAGCUACUCAUCUUGUAGGACAUUCAUUUACUCUUGCAGACUUUGCUGUUUGGGCUUCAUUGAAAGGUAAUUCUACUUGGGAAUCUAUGUUCAAAAAACGUUACCUUCAUGUUUUACGUUGGUUUGAAUACUGUUCAAAUCAGAAAAUAUUCAAAUUUGUAAUGGAUAAUAAAACUAAAAAUCCUACUUCCAUUGAAAAUGUAAAAGAUGUAAAAAAAGCAACAGGUUUAAAGACUACAAUGGAAGAAGGAGGAAAGUUUUUUGAUUUACCAGGAGCAGAAAAAGGAAAAGUUGUUGUUCGUUUUCCUCCUGAAGCUAGUGGGUAUUUACAUAUAGGGCAUGCGAAAGCUGCGCUGAUGAAUCAGUAUUAUAAAGAACUUUAUGAUGGAAAACUUAUAAUGAGAUUUGAUGAUACAAAUCCAGCAAAGGAAAAUGCUCAUUUCGAAGAGAUUAUCCUAGAAGAUAUCAAGUUGUUGCAACUAACGCCAGAUCAUUAUUCGAGAACAUCCGAUCAUUUUGAUGUUAUGUUAAAAUAUGCUGAUCAAAUGAUUAAACAAGGAGAUGCAUACUGUGACAAUACUGUUGCUGAAGAAGUGAAAAGACUGCGAGAAGAAAGACUUCCAUCCCCAAAUAGAAAUUUGUCUAUUGAUGAGAAUCUUGAGUUAUUUAAAGAAAUGAUAGCUGGUUCUGAGAAAGGUUUAACUUAUUGCCUUCGUGCUAAAAUUGACUACAAAUCUGACAAUGGCUGCUUGCGCGAUCCUGUAAUGUACAGAUGCAGAACAGAAGAACAUUUAGUACAUGGAAAUAAAUAUGUUGUUUACCCUACAUAUGAUUUUGCAUGUCCAAUUGUUGAUAGUCUUGAAGGUGUAACACAUGCAUUAAGAACUUCAGAAUAUUUGGACAGAGAUUCUCAAUAUUAUUGGUUCAUUGAUAAACUAGGAUUGAGAAAACCUUACAUAUAUUCUUACAGUAGACUUGCAUUAGUUAACACAGUUCUCUCCAAGCGAAAACUUACCUACUUGGUAGAUGAAGGAUUUGUAGAUGGGUGGGAUGAUCCACGCUUUCCUACUGUAAGAGGAAUCUUAAGAAGAGGGAUGUCUGUUCAGGGAUUAAAAGAAUUUAUUGUUGCUCAAGGUUCAUCAAAAUCAAAUGUUCACAUGGAAUGGGAUAAAAUUUGGGCUUUCAACAAAAAAGUAAUUGAUCCAAUAGCUCCGCGUUUUAAUGCUCUGCUGAAGAGUGAUGUAGUUCCUGUUAUUGUUAAUGGUGCUACUGAGUCAUCUGCAGAAUAUCCUAAGCAUCCUAAGAAUGAUGAAGUUGGUAAAAAACAAGUUUACUACUCUAGCAAAGUUUAUAUUGAGGGAGAGGAUGCCAACCUAAUGAAGGAAAAUGAACUUGUCACAUUUAUCAAUUGGGGAAACCUUCGUAUCACCAAAGUUAACAAAGAGGGUGAAAAAGUUAAAUCUAUUGAAGCUAAUCUUGAGUUAGAAAAUAAAGACUUCAAAAAAACAGCUAAAAUUACUUGGCUUGCUGAACACAGCAAAGCACCAUUUAUUCCCACUCAAUGCUUAUUCUUUGAUAAUAUUAUUGAUAAAGAUUUAACAAGAGAUGAUGACUUCAAAGAACACAUUAGCAAAAAUACAAAGCAUGUUUAUGAAAUGAUGGGUGAUCCAUGUUUAUCUACUAUCAAAAAAGGGGACAUUAUUCAACUUCAAAGACGUGGGUUUUUUAUUUGUGAUGAGCCCUACCAGUCUGCAAGUUGUCACUCAGGUCUUGAAACUCCUUGCAAACUGUUUCAUAUACCUGAUGGAAGUUCUUCUGGGAUGAUGAAUCAAGGUAAAGACAAAGCAAAUGCUAGUUCAUCUUCAUCAAGGGAAAAAUCUUCUUCCAGUAAAAAGCAAGUAAAACAAGAGCCAAAAGAGCAAAAAACUCUUGUUAACAAAGAGAAUCAGUUGAAAGAACAAACAUCUCAAGCUUUGUUUGACUCUGUAACUGCUCAAGGAGAAAAAAUUAGAAAAUUAAAAAGUGAUAAAGCUUCAAAGGAAACCAUAACUGCAGAAGUCAACAUUUUAAAAGACUUGAAGGCUAAGUACAAAGAAUUAACUGGUGUUGAGUAUACAAAUGAUGCUAGUGUUGUUGCUAAACCAACUACUGUAGCAAAACCAACUGUGACGAAACCAGCAGUUAAAACUGAGUCCACAAAGCAGGACUCUUCUAAUACUCAUCAAAGUUUAUAUAAUAGUAUUUCUGCACAAGGAGAUCGAAUACGUAAUUUAAAAUCUGAAAAAGCUUCAAAGGAGGUCAUUGGAGCAGAAGUUAAUAUUCUAAAAGAAUUAAAAAAUAAAUAUAAAACCUUAACUGGAAUUGAUUAUCCGGCUUUGUCUCAACCUGCUGAUUUACAAAUGGCGCCUACAUCAUCACCUACAAUAGUUCAUGCUUCAAGUUCUGAUGAUAUGACCAAAAAAAUUUAUGACCAAGGUGAAAAAAUUCGUCUUCUUAAGUCAGCAAAGACUUCAAAGGAUGUUUUGCAACCUGAAAUUGAUAUUCUUCUCAAGUUAAAAGCAGAGUACAAAGUGCUAACUGGUUCAGAUUAUAAGCCUCAAGGUGAAGUGAAACAUACGGAAGAUAAAAAGAAGGUUGAAAAACCUAAAGAAAAAGUUGAAGUAAAACAAGAGGAUGGAAAAAAACAAUCUAGAUUAGGUUUAGAAGCAACCAAAGAAGAAAGUUUAAGUGACUGGUAUUCACAGGUUAUCACAAAGUCCGAGUUAAUAGAGUACUAUGAUGUCAGUGGGUGUUAUAUUUUGAGACCUUGGGCAUAUGGAAUUUGGGAGACUAUUAAAGAGUUUUUUGAUCAAAAGAUUAAAGCUUCUGGUGUGGAGAAUUGUUAUUUUCCUAUGUUUGUAUCUCAAGCUGCUUUAGAGAAGGAGAAAGAUCAUAUUCAAGAUUUUGCUCCAGAGGUAGCCUGGGUAACAAAAUCUGGACAGAGUGAACUAGCUGAACCAAUUGCUAUUAGACCAACAUCAGAAACUGUAAUGUAUCCUUCUUACGCCAAGUGGAUCCAAUCAUAUCGUGAUUUACCACUUCGCAUGAACCAAUGGUGCAAUGUUGUUCGAUGGGAAUUCAAACAUCCACAGCCAUUUUUAAGAACCAGAGAAUUUUUAUGGCAAGAAGGACAUACAGCAUAUGCUAACAAAGAAGAGGCUUGUGAAGAGGUGCUUGAAAUUCUUGGCUAUUAUGAACAAGUCUAUACUGAACUUCUUGCUAUACCAGUUGUAAAAGGUAGAAAAACAGAAAAGGAGAAAUUUGCCGGCGGUGAUUUUACUACAACAUGUGAAGCAUUUAUUUCAGCUAGUGGUCGUGCUAUUCAAGGUGCAACUUCACACCAUCUUGGACAAAACUUCUCUAAGAUGUUUAACAUUGUAAUUGAAGACCCUAAAAAUCCUGAAUCUAAAGAGAAAUUAUUUAUUUAUCAAAAUUCAUGGGGACUUACAACUCGCUCAAUCGGUGUUAUGGUUAUGGUCCAUGGUGACAAUAAAGGGCUUGUUUUGCCACCACGAGUAGCAAACAUUCAGGUUAUUAUUGUACCUGUGGGUGUUACUGCUAGUACUACUGCUGAAAAACGUCAAGAAAUAUAUGACUACUGUAAUAACUAUGAAGCAAUUUUGAAAAAAGCUGGUAUUCGAGUAAAAUUGGAUGCUAGAGACAACUAUUCUCCUGGCUGGAAGUUUAACCACUGGGAGCUGAAGGGAGUUCCGAUCCGCAUUGAAUUAGGACCGCGUGAUAUAGAGAAAAAUGAAUUGGUUGCUGUUAGGCGAGACACAGGAGAAAAAAUUUCAAUGAAGCAAGAAGGUUGUUCGGACGAAAUUUCCUCACUUCUAGAAAGAAUUCAGUCGGAUAUGUUAGCGAGAGCAACCGACCAACUCAAUUCAGCUUUAACUGUUACGAAAUCUUGGGAAGAAUUCAAUUCUAACCUUGACAAAAACAAACUCAUCCAGGCGCCAUUCUGUGGUGGAAUAAAGUGCGAAGAAUUGAUCAAAAAAGAGAGUGCACGAGAGGAUAAUGCUGAUUCUGGCGCUCCUUCUAUGGGUGCAAAAAGCUUGUGUAUUCCUUUUAAACAACCCGCGAUAGUUACCGAUGAAAAAUGUAUUCAUCCAGGGUGCAAUCAACCUGCCGUUUCGUAUACACUUUUUGGAAGAAGUUAUUAAUGAUCUGAAGUCUUUCGUUCAAUAAGUUUUUCCAUGUAGUGCUUAUAUAAUAUAUUUUUUUUAUUUCAAUUAAAUAAAGGAAAUCCUUUUUAUUA